Penicillium salamii is the source of this 3030-nucleotide messenger RNA. The record is from the annotation of a GenBank genome assembly. NCBI's taxonomy places the organism in Eukaryota, Fungi, Ascomycota, Eurotiomycetes, Eurotiales, Aspergillaceae.
AUGGCUACCAACAUCACCUUCCACGCCAGCGGCCUCACUCGUGCCGAGCGCACCGACUUGCGCAAGCAGCAGGGUCUCACCAUUUGGUUGACCGGUCUCUCUGCCUCUGGCAAGUCCACCAUCGCCGUGGAGCUCGAGCGUCAGCUCGUCCGUGACCGCGGUGUCCACGCCUACCGUCUGGACGGUGACAACAUUCGCUUCGGCCUGAACAAGAACCUGGGCUUCAGCGAGGCAGACCGCAACGAGAACAUUCGCCGCAUUGGUGAGGUCUCCAAGUUGUUCGCCGACUCCAACUCCAUCGCCAUCACCUCCUUCAUCUCCCCUUACCAGAAGGACCGUGACAGUGCCCGUCAAUUGCACGAGGUUCCCACCCCCGGUGAGGAGACCGGCCUUCCCUUCGUCGAGGUCUACGUCGAUGUUCCCGUGGAGGUUGCUGAGCAGCGUGACCCCAAGGGUCUGUACAAGAAGGCUCGUGAGGGUGUGAUCAAGGAGUUCACCGGUAUCUCCGCCCCCUACGAGGCUCCUGCCAACCCCGAGGUUCACCUCAAGAAUGUCGACCUCCCCCUCGACGCUGCUGUCAAGCAAAUCAUCGAGUACCUUGACUCCAAGAACUACCUUCCCGCUAAGCACGUGCUGGUUCACGUAGCCCACGCCUACGAUGUGCUACAAUACGUCAACCCCUUGAUUGGAAGCGCCAACGGAGGAAAUGUCUUCCCCGGCGCCUCACUGCCCUAUGGUAUGGCCAAGGCCGUGGCCGACACAGACUCAAUGGGCAACCAAGGAGGGUUUACUUCUGAAGGUGGCAAUAUCGUCGGAUUUUCAAGCAUGCAUGACUCUGGCACCGGAGGAAGUCCUUCGUUGGGAAAUUUCCCACUCUUCCCUUAUGCGAACUGCGUUGGUGAUGAUGUGAAUGGUUGCCAUUACCCCAAGAACCAACGGAAGAUCAAGUACAAGCCCGACUCAGUGCAGGCGCAUCCAGGAUACUUCGCUAUUGAGUUGGAUUCUGGCGUCAAAGUUGAUAUGACUACUGCGCAUCACACGUCUCUAUUCCGCUUCCAGUUCCCAAAAGACAGCAGCCCACUGGUCUUGCUAGAUCUCACCGAUUUGUCCAACUCACGACAGGAUAAUGCGACCAUCUCUGUGGAUGAAAAGACAGGUCGUAUGUCCGGAGAUGCACGGUUUGCUCCUAGCUUUGGAUCUGGGACGUAUACCUUGCACUUCUGUGCGGACUUCCAGAGUGCAACGCCUCGACGGGACAGCGGCAUUUUCGUCAACUCGCGUGCCAGUACUGAAGUGCACGAUCUGAAGAUCUCCCGAAGCAUCAAUGGAUACCCUCUUCCAGGUGGUGGAUUUGUUCGCUUUGAGAAAGCGACUGACACCGUGCUGGCCCGGGUGGGUGUGAGCUUCAUGGGGACUGAGCAGGCUUGUGCUCACGCCGAGGCUGAAAUUCCUAACUUCGACUUCAAUGCAACCCACCAGACUGCAGUCGAUCAGUGGACCGAGAAGAUGCAGCCAAUCCGAGUCUCUCGGGCCAACAUCAGCGAUUCUGUCCUCACUAACUUCUACAGUGGAAUCUACCGGACAAUGAUCAAUCCCCAGAAUUACACUGGGGAGAAUCCGCUCUGGUCCAGCAGUGAGCCAUACUUUGACUCCUUCUACUGCCUGUGGGAUUCUUUCCGCUCCCAGAUCCCAUUCCUUACAAUCUUCGAUCCGAGCUCUGUGAUUCAGAUGGUUCGCUCCCUCAUCGAUACGCAGCGUCAUUUAGGCUGGCUCCCAGACUGCCGCAUGUCUCUUUGCAAAGGUUUCACACAAGGUGGCUCUAAUGCAGAUAAUGUGCUGGCAGAUGUUUUCCUAAAGGGUAUCCGAGGGGGUAUUGAUUGGGAUGCGGGAUAUGCUGCUGUUCAAAAGGACGCCGAAGUGGAACCAUACGAUUGGUCUAGCGAGGGGCGUGGUGGUCUACGGAGCUGGAAAGACCUCAACUAUAUCCCUGUUGAGGACUUCGACUAUGAAGGAUUUGGUACGAUAACUCGGAGUAUCUCGCGCACUCUGGAGUACUCGUACAAUGACUUUGCCAUUUCCCAAAUGGCCAGGGCCCUCAACAAGACAUCCGACGCACAGCGGUACGAGAAGCGAUCCCGGAACUGGCAAAAUCUAUUCAAGAAAGACCAGACCUCGUUCUUCAAAGGCAAGGACACUGGAUUCACCGGAUUCUUCCAACCAAAGCACUUGAACAAAACAUGGGGGUCCCAAGACCCUCUCAAAUGUUCCAACAUCGACUACACCGGUAGCGUGUGCUCCCUGCAAAACACCGCCGGAGAAACGUUUGAGUCUAGCAUCUGGGAGUAUCAAUUUUUCGUUCCCCACGACAUGUCAACCCUGAUCAAUCUUCUCGGUGGCCCAGACGACUUUGUCCGCCGUCUGGAUUACAUGCACGACCAAAAUAUCACCUACAUUGGCAACGAGCCUGCCUUCCUCACAGUCUUCCAAUACCACUACGCAGGUCGUCCCGGGAAAUCCACCUCUCGAGUGCGCACUUACAUUCCAGACUACUUCUCACCGACUCCAGCAGGUCUUCCCGGGAACGACGACAGUGGUGCCAUGGGAUCAUUUGUUGCCAUGGCCAUGAUGGGCCUGUUCCCGAACCCUGGACAAGACGUUUACCUACUCACCGUGCCCUUCUUUGACUCCGUGAGUAUCGUUUCCCCCAUCACGGGGAAGACAGCUACUCUGAAAGUGACCAACUGGGCGGAAUACAACACUGCCAAUGUCAAUGAUGCCACCGCUGGUGGGAAUGGAUUCAUCCAGUCUGCCACUCUUGAUGGAAAGCCAUACUCUCGGAGUUGGGUGGGUCAUGACUUCUUCACCGAGGGACGAGAAUUGGUUCUUGUUCUUGGCAAGGAGGAAGGUGAAUGGGGCACAAAACUCGAGGAUUUGCCGCCCUCUCUUGCUCAGGAAAAGAGCGAGGAGAGCAUUGCGUCGAGGCGUGCUUUUUCUGAGAGUCAUGUUCGCAGGGCUCAUUUAGGUCAUUAG